This is a messenger RNA of Hyla sarda, 8410 nucleotides long. It is a transcript of the gene KIF1B, whose product is annotated as kinesin family member 1B. Gene Ontology annotation, cellular component: dendrite; axon; cytoplasmic vesicle. NCBI's taxonomy places the organism in Eukaryota, Metazoa, Chordata, Amphibia, Anura, Hylidae. Gene Ontology annotation, biological process: microtubule-based movement; cytoskeleton-dependent intracellular transport; vesicle-mediated transport. Gene Ontology annotation, molecular function: plus-end-directed microtubule motor activity; microtubule binding; ATP binding. The record is from RefSeq and is a predicted model, not a curated record. The transcript has 21 exons. The coding region runs from base 525 to 3917 and encodes 1130 amino acids.
AUUUAUGAGGCUCUUCCUGUCUCUGUACACUCUGGUGCUGAUGCUGCAUCUCUCCUGCACUUCCCAGACUCACCUCAAGGGGCCGCAUUCCGCCCUCAGCAGACUCAUCCUCAUCCUCCGCAGCCACUAGCGUCAUCCAUCACUUACCGCCCCGCCUUCUUCCUUGCACCUGAUUGGCUGCAGUUUGUGCAUUCUGCUCGGCUAUUGGCUAUAGGCCCUGCCUGUCAUGUGACGCUAAACGUGUGUCCCGGCUCCGGCUCCGCUCGGUUUAGGGGCCUCAGUCAGAGCUAGACAGCCUAGGAAGAAGCAUCGGGCCCCGGGAGGGUCAGGAAAUCCUCACACUACAACACAUCCCCGGCCUCAGUCCUCCAAGUGCCCCCGGGAUUUCCAUGGCGGGGCUCCCUUCCGCUGGAUGACUGUCCCAGACCCACGAAUGAGGACCUGAGAUUUAUCAACCCCCUCCCUCCCCCCACCAGACUUUCAGUUUUAUUUAUCCAAUUGGCACAUCCCUCCCGCCGACCACCAUGUCGGGCGCGUCUGUGAAAGUGGCCGUUCGGGUUCGCCCGUUCAACUCCAGGGAACUCGGCAAGGAAUCAAAAUGCAUCAUCCAGAUGCAGGGAAAUUCAACCAGUAUUCUCAAUCCAAAGAACCCCAAGGAACCAGCCAAAAGUUUCAGCUUUGACUACUCCUACUGGUCUCACACCUCGCCCGAUGACCCCUGCUUUGCAUCCCAGAGCCGCGUGUACAAUGACAUCGGAAAGGAGAUGCUGGAACACGCCUUCGAGGGCUACAACGUGUGUAUAUUUGCCUACGGGCAGACAGGUGCUGGCAAGUCCUAUACGAUGAUGGGUAAACAGGAGGAGACACAGGCGGGCAUUAUCCCUCAGCUCUGCGAGGAACUGUUUGAAAAAAUAAAUUGUAAUAACAACGAUGAUGUCUCAUUCUCCGUAGAGGUUAGCUAUAUGGAAAUUUACUGUGAGCGAGUCCGGGACCUGCUAAAUCCUAAGAACAAAGGUAAUCUGCGGGUGAGGGAACAUCCACUGCUAGGGCCUUAUGUAGAAGACUUGUCCAAGCUGGCAGUCACCUCGUACACGGAUAUUGCGGACUUAAUGGAUGCAGGAAAUAAAGCCAGGACUGUGGCCGCCACAAACAUGAAUGAGACCAGCAGUCGCUCCCAUGCAGUCUUUACCAUAGUCUUUACCCAAAGAAGGCUCGACAUAGAGACUAACCUCUCCACAGAAAAGGUCAGUAAAAUAAGCCUGGUAGACCUGGCCGGGAGCGAAAGAGCCGAUUCCACGGGAGCAAAGGGGACCCGUCUGAAAGAAGGUGCUAAUAUCAACAAAUCUCUGACCACUCUGGGGAAAGUCAUCUCCGCCCUUGCAGAGGUGAGCAAAAAGAAGAAAAAGACAGACUUCAUUCCCUAUAGAGAUUCUGUACUGACCUGGCUGCUGCGGGAGAAUUUAGGUGGAAACUCCCGAACCGCUAUGGUUGCAGCUCUGAGUCCAGCAGAUAUAAAUUAUGAUGAAACUCUCAGCACAUUAAGAUACGCAGAUCGAGCUAAACAAAUCAAAUGUAACGCUAUUAUUAAUGAAGAUCCCAAUGCCAAAUUGGUGCGCGAACUUAAAGAUGAAGUGACCCGUCUUAAGGAUCUCCUACGGGCUCAGGGCUUGGGUGACAUUAUCGACACCUCCAUGAGCUCACUGGCAUCUUCCCCAUCAUCCUGUUCUCUCAGUAGUCAGGUGGGGUUGUCUACGGUGACCAGCAUCCAGGAAAGGAUCAUGUCCACCCCCGGAGGAGAGGAAGCCAUUGAGCGGCUCAAGGAAUCUGAGAAAAUUAUCGCAGAACUCAAUGAAACCUGGGAAGAGAAACUUAGAAAAACGGAGGCUAUCCGCAUGGAGAGAGAGGCGUUACUGGCAGAGAUGGGGGUGGCAAUUCGAGAAGAUGGUGGAACAUUGGGGGUCUUCUCGCCUAAAAAGACUCCGCAUCUCGUCAAUCUCAAUGAAGAUCCUCUCAUGUCAGAGUGCCUAUUGUAUUACAUAAAGGACGGCAUAACCAGGGUGGGUCAGGCGGAUGCAGAAAGGCGCCAGGACAUUGUUCUAAGUGGCGCCCACAUUAAGGAGGAACACUGUCUAUUCCGCAGUGAGAGGAUGCCCACGGGAGAAGUGAUUGUGACUCUGGAUCCCUGUGAACAUUCAGAGACCUAUGUGAACGGGAAGAGGGUAGUUCUUCCGGUGCAGCUCCGUUCAGGUAAUCGUAUUAUUAUGGGCAAGAACCACGUUUUCCGGUUUAACCACCCCGAACAAACCCGGGCAGAGCGAGAGAAGACUCCUUCAGCCGAGACUCCCUCGGAGCCGGUGGACUGGACCUUUGCCCAGCGGGAGCUCCUUGAGAAACAGGGCAUUGACAUGAAGCAGGAGAUGGAGAAAAGGCUCCAGGAAAUGGAAAUCUUAUACAAGAAAGAGAAGGAGGAAGCAGAUCUUCUUCUGGAGCAACAGAGACUGGAUGCAGACUCAGAUAGUGGGGACGACUCUGAGAAGCGAUCGUGUGAAGAGAGCUGGCGCUUGAUCACCUCUUUACGGGAGAAGCUUCCUCCCAGCAAAGUGCAAAGUAUCGUCAAGAAAUGCGGUCUCCCCAGCAGCGGCAAGAAACGCGAGACCAACAAGAUGUACCAUAUCCCCCAGAGACGUCGGCUGAGCAAAGAUUCCAAGUGGGUGACCAUCUCUGAUCUGAAAAUCCAAGCUGUUAAGGAGAUCUGCUACGAAGUGGCUCUGAAUGACUUCCAGCACAGCCGACAGGAGAUUGAAGCUCUUGCCAUAGUUAAAAUGAAGGAGCUGUGUGCCAUGUACCGAAAGAAGGAUCCCAAUGAGCGGGAUUCCUGGCGGGCAGUAGCUCGGGAUGUGUGGGAUACAGUAGGUGUGGGUGAUGAAAGGAUUGAGGAUGUGAUACCAGUUGGUAAGGGGCCAACUGAUGUCGAUGAUCUUAAGGUUCACGUUGACAAACUGGAAGACAUAUUACAGGAAGUGAAGAAUCAGAACAACAUGAAGGACGAGGAGAUAAAAGCCCUUAGAAACAAAAUGUUGAAGAUGGAAAAAGUGUUACCUCUAAUGGGCCCACAGGCUGAACGUAAGAAUCGACUGUCGAGUACUGAAGGUGACAAAGGAACGGCAAGUGAAACAAAUAAAAUGUCCCCUGCAGACCCUGAGAAAGAUGAAAGUGUCAACAAUUUAACAGACAGUGAUGGCAUGUUUCGACGAGGACGGUCCAACUGGAUGAGGCAGGAACAAAUCAAGUUUAAGAACCUCCAACAACAGGAAAUAGCCAAGCAGCUGCGAAGGAACAAUGGUCCUCACAAAUUCAUCCCACCGGAGAAUCGCAAACCACGCUUCCCUUUCAAGAGCAAUCCUAGCCACCGGAGUUCCUGGAGUCCGGGCACUCAUAUCAUCAUCACUGAUGAGAAGGUCAUAGAGGUUAAAAUCCCCAAAGAAGCCCAAAUCCAGGAACAGGAAGAGGUGGAUCCAGACAGGCAGAUAUGGAGCCCCUACAGCCAGAUGCGGAACCAACACUUAACCCAGCAUCGGGGGCAACAAAAUAACCCUAACAAUCCGCCUAGUCGCUGGCGAAGCAAUUCUCUCAAUGGGUAUCAAAAAGGACUAAGGCGUCAGGCAUCGGGCUCCUCUGAAUCCCUUCAGUCCUGUGACUCUCAGAUGACUGACUCCCAAAACUUCUACCAUCACACAAGUCCACAAAGGCAACAAAGCUGGGGCCUGUACCAUGGUGACAGCAAUACUGGCAACAACAACUCUUACAACAAACAAGCCGACCGACCCCAUCACUACAACCAGUUUGUCACUCCUCCUCGCAUGAGACGUCAGUACUCUGAUCCCAACCUCAAAUCUGGGCGGGAGACCAUGGUGUGAGCUGCUUUCCAAGAAGGACUGUAACAUGUUGGCUGUGUGCAUAGGACAGGGAAGGUUUGUGCAGAUAUGUGCCAUGUCAUUCCCCCAUAGCUGGUGAUCAACCAUAACAGUGUUGGGUGCAUUGGAGGUUCCUACUUGUAAAUUGUUUUUGUUUCUUUGUGGAGCCCAGGAGAGAGUGAAAUGCGUCUAGAUUAGUUUCUAUAAUCUGUGGGAGUCUCUCCGUCCACGUUCUCAAGACUCGCUACCUCUCCCACCUUCAGUAUUAACUUUUGGCUACCUAACCACCCCAUAGACUUAACCCAACCCCCAUAUCAUGGUUCUACUAAGUGCACUGACUUUUUUUGAUUUGUUUUUCUUUUUACAUUUUUAUGUUUCUUUUUUGUUUUGUUUUUGAAUCAACAUUAAACCAUUAAACCACUAGUUGACAGUUCAAGAAAUAUAUCACUCCUAAUAAACGUAGAACACUAACCCCAACUUCAAAACAACCCUUCCCCUGACUAUCUGGAGUGGUAGGACAGUUCUGGAGACCUGUGCGGCAUUGCACCGGGCAGAGAGCUGCUUUCCUUUGUUUACAGCCUGACCAUUGUAAAGUGAUCGCUUUGCUGAUCCCCGUAACAUAUAACCACCUUAGCUUUUGUCACUCCCUUGGUUUCUCUAUCCUUCAUUUUCUUGUGUUAGACUCUGCCUAUUGCAUUAAAUAUUACACAUUAAGGCUUAUAUGGCGGCCCCUAGCUUGCAGGGUUUACAUGUGCAAAAAAAAAAAAAAUCGUAAAUCUGUUACUUAGAGCAUUUGCCCUAAAGAAAGCAUAAAGUUUAGAAACCGUAUCGCGCUGCGCUCCAUUCCUGGCCUACUUCCUUCUCAACAGGAUUAGAUGCUCUAAGCCUUGUAAAUGCAGUCGCUGGAGAGUUCCACUUUCCAAAACAAAAUACUCCUCAGUUUAUUCUACCAAAUAGAAUAAGGCUCUGUUCACACUGGUGCCAAUAUUUUUGUGGCUCCUCUUGGGCUGCGUAGUGUAGUCUGCUAGAGAAAACUCACAGGCCCAUUAUAAGUCCAUAGGAUCUGUAAGGUUCCCAUAAGAUAAUUUGCAAGAGAUCUGUCACAUUUGGCAUGGAUCCUUUAAAGAUGGUCUACAUGAUGCCAGUGUGAACAUGGCAAAGUGAAUGCCUACCUGCAAGAUGUCUGGCUUUAUCUGAGCUUAAAAAUGGGUUACAGUAUUUUUUUGGCCACAAAUUUACCUUUUGUGCGCAAGAUAUAUAUCCCCAUCUACUGAUAAUGUCUCGUGAUGAAACUUACAGACAUUACGCAAUAGACUUAACUCACCAUGGACCCGCUCUAGCCAUUUUUUGUAAAAGUUCUAAGGGUCUUAACAACAAACGCUUCCUUAGAUGGUCAUAACACAAUACAGAAAUGUGGCCAAAGCGUGCCGAUAUUGGUGGGACUGGUUGACCACCUAAUAUGUAUAGGGGUGUCUUGACACUUCCCCUGAUGGACAAAUUCAACAUGCCCAGGCCUUUUGUUCUCACAGAAGAUAAGUCACUGCCAGAGAGAUCAACCAUUUUUUUUCUUAGCAAACUUUAAAUGGCUUUCAUGAGUAUUUUACUGAGAAUACAGUCAUGUCCGUAAAUGUUGGCACCCCUGAAAUUUUUCUAGAAAAUGAAGUAUUUCUCACAGGAAAGGAUUGCAGUAACACAUGUUUUGCUAUACACAUGUUUAUUCCCUUUGUGUGUAUUGGAAUUAAACCAAAAAAGGGAGGAAGAAAAGCAAGAUGGACAUAAUGUCACCAAACUCCAAAAAUGGUCUGGACAAAAUUAUUGGCAUCUUUUCAAAAUUGUGGAAAAAUAAGAUUGUUUCAAGCAUGUGAUGCUCCUUUAAACUCACCUGGGGCAAGUAACAGGUGUGGGCAAUAUAAAAAUCACACCUGGAAGCAGAUAAAAAGGAGAGAAGUUCACUUAGUCUUUGCAUUGUGUGUCUGUGUGCCACACUAAGCAUGGACAACAGAAAGAGGAGAAGAGAACUGUCUGAGGACUUGGGAACCAAAAUUGUGGAAAAAUAUCAACAAUCUCAAGGUUACAAGUCCAUCUCCAGAGAUCUAGAUUUGCUUUUGUCCACAGUGCGCAACAUUAUCAAGAAGUUUGCAACCCAUGGCACUGUAGCUAAUCUCCUUGGGCGUGGACGGAAGAGAAAGAUUGAUGAAAGAUGUCAACGCAGGAUAGUCCAGAUGGUGGAUAAGCAGCCCCAAACAAGUUCCAAAGAUAUUUAAGCUGUCCUGCAGGCUCAGGGAGCAUCAGUUUAAGCGCGAACCAUCUGUCAACAUUUAAAUGAAAUUAAACGCUAUGGCAGGAGACCCAGGAGGACCCCACCACACAGAGACAUAAAAAAAGCAAGACUACAUUUUGCCAAAAUGAACUUGAGUAAGCCAAAAUCCUUCUGGGAAAAAGUCUUGUGGACAGAUGAUACCAAGAUAGAGCUUUUUGUUAAAGCACAUCAUUCCACCAAAAACGGAAUGAGGCCUACAAAGAAAAGAACACAGUACCUACAGUGAAAUAUGUUGGAGGUUCAAUGAUGUUUUGGGGUUGUUUUGCUGCCUCUGGCACUGGGUGCCUUGAAUGUGUACAAGGCAUCAUGAAAUCUGAGGAUUACCAAUGGAUUUUUGGUCGCACUGUACAGCCCAGUGUCAGAAAGCUGGGUUUGCGUCCGAGAUCUUGGGUCUUCCAGCAGGACAAACAUAUGUCAUAAAGCACCAGAAAUGGAUGUCAACAAAGCGCUGGAGAGUUCUGAAGUGUCAGCAAUGAGUCCAGAUCUAAAUCCCAUUGAUCACCUGUGGAGAGAUCUUAUAAUUGCCGUUGGGAAAAGGCGCCUUCCAAUAAGAGACCGGGAGCAGUUUACAAAGAAAGAGUGGUCCAACAUUCCGACUGAGAGGUGUAAGAAGCUUAUUGAUUGUUAUAGGAAGCUACUGAUUUCAGUAAUUUUUUUCCAAAGGGUGUGCAACCAAAUAUUAAGUUAAGGGUGGGAAUAUACAUGUGUAUAGCAAAACAUGUGUUACUGCAAUCCUUUUCUGUGAGAAAUACUUCAUUUUCUUGAAUAACUUCAGGGGUGCCAACAUUUACGGCCAUGACUGUAGGCUUAUUUCUGGCAACUCCCUGCUUGGCUUAAUUUUUUUUUUUUUGCACCUAGCUUUUUAGUAAGAUUUUUUUUCUUUUUUAUUAGUUCAGCAAGUAGAAGGCUACAGUAUGUUCAGUUCUAGUUUUAUUACUAAGUUUUAGCACUUUGAGGUAUCCGAAUCUGUGACAUUUUUGUUGUGUCUUGGCCUAUCAACCUUGCUUUGAUAGGGAGACAAGUUUGUAUGUGUUCUAUAUGCUACGUGACUAGCAUUGCCUUAUGGCAAAUGACAGUGCAGGUGUUUGCUAUGGAGUUUAUAUUCUGAAGAAUUAACGGGGCUGUUCAGGGCAUACAUACUGUAGUGACAGACCAUGUGGCCACUUUGGGAACCUUGGAGAGAGGGGGGGGUGAUCCCCAUCCUUGUUGGUCCCAUUACUUUUUAUAUUGGUAUAAAAACGUGCAGAACUCCUCUCUCCAGGGAACUGCUUUGUCGGCAAAUUAAUGGAGGAGGGUAUAGACCAAUGGGUCAUGUUCUGUCCUAGGGGGCAAAAUGAGAUGCCAUGAUAGGACUGCCAUAUCAAUAUUUGCUAUGGGGCCUUUUUACUUCUAUGUAUAACACCGUACAGAAAAUAGGCAUAUGCUGCAACCAUAAUGUACUGCUACGGCCAUGUUGCCCAAACAAUAGUGUGCCUUCAGCUGUUGCAAAACUCCAACUCCCAGCAUGCCCGGACAGCCUUCGGCUGUCCGGGCAUGCUGGGAGUUGGAGUUUUGCAAUGCUGCUUAGGAAAUUCUAUGUUGGGCCCUCACAUCCAUGUACAUCCCUCCCUCCAUUGGUAAGCGCAUAGCAUUGAUGCACUAUAAUUCAACCCUUGGUUUUUAUCCGCCAUGUUGCCCAGGCACCAAACGCAUGUUGCAAUGCUUCCUAUGGACGUGCCGGCACAGCCGGUGACAUACUUUAAAUGGAUUUUCUGCCGAGAAUGUGUACGUCGAGAUGUAUAUGUCUCGUCGGAAAGCUUUACACGUGACCGGGAGCUUUCCAUCCACCCAGCACUGAGUAUCUUGAUCUACCACGAUUCUUUGAGUCUGAUAUUAUGCUAUCUAUAGGUGCCUCCAACCCCCUGCACCCCGGAGGGCGGUGGGGGUCUGGUCAAUCAAUUUUACCACUUUUUGGGGUUAAUCACCCAAUCCGGGCUGAGGGUGAAACCUCCUUGUUUCAGUAAAACUGUUAUACUUGGAAAUAGUAAGAAAGGAGACGUUACCUGUGGGGCCCGCAGGGCCCGGACCUUUUUUUUUUUUUUGUAUGGAUUGUAAAGCUGUCCAAUGAGCAGGUUCCUGUACAGAGUUUACAACCUGUCUGUUUUAUGGCUGCUCUAUAAAUAAACUUUGAACUGAU